Molecule: messenger RNA, 1503 nt
Organism: Triticum urartu
Lineage: Eukaryota; Viridiplantae; Streptophyta; Magnoliopsida; Poales; Poaceae
Source: RefSeq, a predicted model, not a curated record
CCCCGUGGAAUCCAUAGCCCCAAAGCGCACUCCCUAUCCACACUCCAUCAACAUCUUUAUUCCCCUCUUCUCUCUUACGAAGCUCGGCUCACAUCCACUCCCCUUCCUCGCCACUACCGUGCCGCCCUGCCCGGCUGUGCUGAAGGGCGACCAUGGAGAUCACGGAGGAGCCCAUGCGCACCGUGGAAUCCGGAAGCGCUCACAGCGAGUUUGGUCAGGAUGCUAAAGUGGUUGAGAAGGAGAAAGCUUACAACAUUCUACCCCUGGACGUUAGUGCUCCACAUCCAGUAAUGGAAAUUCCCGAGAUUAAAGCCGCAGUAGAGCUUCUUCACCCAAGACUGGAUUCAUCUUCCGUGCCUGGACAAAUAGAUGGACACAUUAUUCAUGAUUUGCUUGAUUGGCUCAGGCAAACAUUUGGAUUUCAGAAAGACAAUGUAGAGAAUCAAAAGGAGAAUUUGAUCUUGCUGCUUGCAAACAUUCAAAUGAGAGAAGGGCGUACUGCCCGCCACGGUGAAAGAUCCAAUCAUGUGAUACAAAGUAGUACAGUGAUAUACUUGAUGAAGAAACUUUUUCAAAAUUACAUUUCCUGGUGCCGUUAUCUGGAUUUGGAGUCAAACAUUGAAAUUCCAAGCAGUGCCACCAGGCCCGCCACACAGCAACCAGAACUUCUUUAUGUUGGGUUGUAUUUUCUGAUCUGGGGUGAAGCUUCAAAUGUUCGCUUUAUGCCUGAAUGCCUUUGUUAUAUAUUCCACCAUAUGGCAAGGGAUUUAUAUGGCAUAAUUUCUAGUUCUUUUGACCCACUCUUUCGGCCAGACGGCCGGGAUGAUGCAUUUCUAAAGCUGGUUAUUCAACCCAUCUAUAAUGUUAUCCGGAAGGAAGCUCUAGUGAAUAAACAUGGCACAGUGAGCCACUCAAUGUGGAGAAACUAUGAUGACCUGAAUGAAGUCUUCUGGUUGAAGAAAUGCUUUAAUCAGCUUGGGUGGCCAAUGGAUCUAGGAGCUGACUUUUUUUCGGCAGCUAAGAAAAUGAAAAACGUAACUGAGGUUACUCACUAAUCUUUUGCAUUGUUCUUUUGUGCAAGAGAUGCCAUCUGCAAUCUGACAGAAAAAUGAUUCUUCUUUUAUAUUGAUUUUCCAACGCAUGAUUUUACAUCAGAAUAACAUAUAUAGCAUGCAUCAUUAACCUUCACAACCUCAGUUUGUCUAGUAUAGUGGCCUAUGGGAAAUAAACUAAACAUUGAACUACAUCUGUGCAGAACUUUCCAGAUUGAAAAUACAAAAGUAUUUCCUAUCUGGUUUGAUAUAUUUUUGAUAAAAUUGCAUGUGAACUCCAUUAACUUAUGUAUAAUACUCUAUUUCUCCCUCAACCGCAUCGGUGCUCCCUAAACAGUGAAGUACCAAUUUUGUUGGUUCAGCGAGCUAUGUGCUGCGCCGAAGACACCAUCGCUACAAAUGGCAAACUCGGGACAACAACAUACAAUUUUGGUCACUACUGAACCAUUCC